AUGGUUAGCUAUGAGGCUGGUGUUAUGGAUGCCCAUGACUGGAGUACAAACAUUCGUGAUCGUUACACAAAUGAAUGCCCCCCGCGGGACUCGAACCCGCGACCGCUGGCACAGCAAGUAGGGUCACUACAAACUGAGCCAAACGUGUCGUCGAAUAGUAUUAGGUAUAACUGUGCAGUUUCUCAAGUGAGAUGUGAUAGAGCUUUUCUAUUUAGUCGAGUAAAACCUAAGCACCGCCCUCCAACCCCUGUUUUUCAUUCAUUCGCGUGUCGCGGCCCAGUGCGGGUAUACGUCUCUCGUUCAGGAUAUAAACAAUUAUCAACAGUUGUCGUUCACCAUUUAUUCAAGAAGACGUCCUUUCAAGAUAAAUAUGAACAGCAACUGAAAUCAAAACCCAGAAAAAUAUUUACAAGAAAUUCUAAACAC
Messenger RNA from Brenthis ino (lesser marbled fritillary), 426 nucleotides. NCBI's taxonomy places the organism in Eukaryota, Metazoa, Arthropoda, Insecta, Lepidoptera, Nymphalidae. The record is from the annotation of a GenBank genome assembly.